Cyprinodon tularosa is the source of this 1167-nucleotide messenger RNA. RefSeq names its product transmembrane protein 235b (gene tmem235b). The record is from RefSeq and is a predicted model, not a curated record. Lineage: Eukaryota; Metazoa; Chordata; Actinopteri; Cyprinodontiformes; Cyprinodontidae. The coding region runs from base 141 to 788 and encodes 215 amino acids. Gene Ontology annotation, cellular component: apical plasma membrane. The transcript has 4 exons.
ACAGAAGCAAAGACAAACUGACUAAUGGCAGACUUUGCUGUCAGAUUUUUUUUCUUUCAGAUCCUUUAUAGAAAUCCACCCCCCUGCUAAUGUAGAUCGGGUAGAAAUCCUGGAUCCCCGCUGGGAAGCCAGCAUUACGCAUGAAGCCUCAGCCGAGCACCAUGAAGGUAACCUUUGGCGCUCUGGUCAUCACUGCUGGUGUCUGCGGGAUUCUCAGCUUCGCCUUUUUGGCCACUUCUCUGGGAACCGACCACUGGUACAUCAUAGAGAUGAACCCAAAUAAUAUGACUGACUUUGAUGAUCUCAGCUCUCAUUCAGGAUUGUGGCGCAUCAACGAAGGCGGGACAACACAAGAUGACUCCAUUGAUUCAUUUUCUGCCGAUUCCUCCAAAUACAACGAGACAGAGCUGCGCAUGCUGAGCAUGCAUGGUGCCAUAGUAGUGAUGCUGCCUCUCAGCCUGGUCCUGCUGCUGGUUGGAGGCAUCUGCGGCCUGGUCAGCUCUCUGGCCCGGAGCCCAGUCCUGCUCACCGGCACAGCCUUUUACUUCUUUGUCUGCAGUCUGCUGACUCUGUGUGGUGCAAGUCUCUACAUCAUUUACUCGUACCAAGCCCUGGCAGAGACAGAGAGUCUGAUUGGACCUGAUGGUCUAGCCUCCAUCCACACCUCCUUCGGCUGGUCUUUAGGUCUGGCCUGGCUCUCCUACGGCUUGGAGCUCCUCACUGGAACUUUACUCCUCAUCGCUGCACAAAUGGCCAAGCUGCGGCAGAGAGGUCCCACUAAGGCCUGACACAUCUCUCCAUAUGGAUUUCAGUUGUGAAAGAAAUCAUUUUAAGCCAGAGUUAACUCAAAAGAAAAGCAAAGGUGUGGUAAGCUGGUGCACAAUGCACCCGUAGUGUUUUACAAGAAGAAAAAAGUGAAUGGCCUGUGAUCGAUUGUGCCCACUUGUGAUAUGUGUGUGUCAAUCAUGGUGUUUCAUUUGUGGCAAACAAGCCUACGUAUUUAAUGUAAGAUAUAGAAAGUUGUUCACUUUAAUAUCAUAUUUCACACAAACUUCAGUUUUUAUCAUUGUAUAACUCAUAUUUUUUGCUUUUAAUAUAACAAAGAAAACUGUUUAAUGUUGUCAUACCAUGACACGGUACAAAAUUAAUAAAAUUAUUCUGAAUGUU